Molecule: messenger RNA, 4048 nt
Organism: Hemibagrus wyckioides
Lineage: Eukaryota; Metazoa; Chordata; Actinopteri; Siluriformes; Bagridae
Gene: aqp4
Product: aquaporin 4
Exons: 5
Coding region: 113-1108 (331 amino acids)
Biological process (GO): transmembrane transport
Cellular component (GO): plasma membrane; basolateral plasma membrane
Molecular function (GO): water channel activity
Source: RefSeq, a predicted model, not a curated record
CGUUCUGGUCACAUCCCUUGCGCUCAGUAAAAUCAUCAGCAGAUUCAUUUGAUUUAUUGAGCUGUAUUUUUAUUUUACAUGUUCUUAUAAAGAGAAUGCUGCUUACCAAGGGAUGAAAGAGGAGUUUUCUGACGAAAACAAAAUUUGCGGUCGUUUUCGGAGGUGUGUGCCAUCGUGCCCCUGCACAUGUGAUCACGUUAUGGCUGCCUUUAAGGGGGUAUGGACUAAGGGUUUUUGGCGAGGUGUGUCUGCAGAGUUUUUGGCCAUGUUGAUAUUUGUGUUGUUCAGUCUGGGGUCCACUAUCAACUGGGCAGCAACCACAAGUGACAGCACUCCUCCUCCUCCUGACCUCGUUCUCAUCUCUCUCUGUUUUGGCUUGUCUAUAGCCACGCUCGUCCAGUGCUUCAGCCAAAUCAGCGGCGCUCACAUCAACCCGGCCGUCACGGUGGCCAUGGUGGCCACCCGCAAGCUGAGUCUGGCAAAGGGCAUUUUCUAUUUGGGAGCACAGUGUCUCGGGGCAAUCGUGGGAGCAGCUAUCCUGUAUGGUGUGACUCCUCCUGCUGUCAGAGGGAACUUAGGGGUCACCUCGGUCAGCACUCAUAUCUCUGCCGGUCAUGCCCUGGUGGUUGAACUCUUUAUCACGUUUGAGCUUGUCUUCACCAUCUUUGCCACCUGUGACCCAAAGCGCACUGACCUGAAGGGCUCAGCAGCACUGGCUAUCGGCCUGUCAGUGUGCAUCGGCCACCUGUUUGCUAUCCCCUACACUGGUGCCAGUAUGAAUCCUGCUCGCUCAUUUGGUCCUGCUGUCAUCACAGGACACUGGGAAAACCACUGGGUGUACUGGUUAGGUCCAUUAAUGGGAGGAGUCCUGGCAGCAGCUCUAUAUGAGUACCUGUUCUGUCCUGACCCGGAUCUGAAAAAACGCUAUGCCAGUGUCAUCUCUAGGACCUCCUUCCCAACUGCUCAGUACGAAGGCAUGGAGCCAGGCACUUUUUCCAGUGAACAAGCUCAGCUGAUGAUCAAGCAGCCUACGUUCACAGUAAUGGAUGUGGAGCGUGCUGAGAGAAAGGAGAGAGAGGCAGCCGGUGAGGUCCUGUCCUCUGUAUGACGAUUAAGGUGCACUGAGGAAGAAGAGCUGAGCUCUAUACACGACACCUCCAGCCAGCUCAAAGAGACCGAACUGAUAUAGACGUGUGUGUGUGUGUCUAUGUUAAGGGACCUGAAACACCAAGCAGAUAAUGAUUGCCUCACAUGUUCUGUAAAAAGUCACACUCAUUCAUACUGUACUGUACAGCUCAUGUUCUGUUUCAGCACGAAAGCAUGUAAUUAUCCACAGCAGGACGUCGAAGCAAUGUGAAUUUGUUAGCAAAAAUGGAAACUGAACGAUCCAGUAGCACAAGCCUUUGUUCCAAAUUACAUAGAACUGUGCAAAAUAGUAUGUUUAAAGAGAAUUCUUCCUGCUAGCACCAUUACCGACAGCGGUGAACCAUUACAACGCUUUGCUCUGCCUUUUUUUAUUUUAUUUUAUUUUAAAAUACACUACAGUACUGUGAAAAAGUCUAAUGCACCCUACAAACUAAAUUACAAAGUAAAAGAAGUCAUAGAUUUUUGUCUACAUUGUCAAUAAUUCAUAGUAAAAAACAUUUUAGAUUUCCAGCCAAAAUGAAAUGCUACAGAAAAUAUGUUUAUGUCAGCAAAGAAAGCAGCACAUUACCUAACAAAGCAGUUUUUAGCCAUAAUGAUGCUUGCUGUAAGUGUGACAGUGUCAAAGUCUCCAGAUCAACCGUGCUUGGUUUUGCAAGAUGCCCUGAAAAACCUACCAGCUAAUUUUUACUUAUAAAACAGCAGAAACUGUGAGACUAUGUUUUUUAAGCAAAGGGUCGUCACACCAAAUGUUGACCUUGUUCCAUUUAUUGCUGUUUACUUCUCUUUAAAGUGGUUUUUAUAUAGAAACACUACAUUUCGUGGCGGUAUUUUUGCCUUACAGCAUUUCUUUGCACAUCCCCAAGACUUUUGCACAGUACUGUAUAAGGCCAAAGGAGUAUGGGUACCUGACCAUCACACAACUAUAUGUGAUUUUUUUUGAACAUCCCAUUUCAGAUGUAAUUUUCUUUAUCCUUAUAUAAGCUCCACUCUUCUGAGAAGGCUUCCCAGUAGAUGUUGAAGCGUGGUUAUGUGACGAACCAUGUGUUCUUUGUGCACUGUGGCAAUGUCAUGGAAGAGCUUUGGGCCACUUUCUUUCAGUGAAGGGAAAUUGACAUUUUACAAUGUACAGUGUAGACAGAUAUCCAAUACAAUUGUGUGGAAGAACCACAUAUGGUUCUGUGAUAGGUUAUCUACAAACGUUUGGCCAUAUAGUGUAUCUACCUUUAGUGACUUUAAGUUUAAUUUAGGUUAAAUAUGUCAGGCUUGCUUUGGUUUCUCUUCUCCUGCAUUGGUAUACUAUGCUAAGUUAGAGCUUAGAAAGCCCAAAUAUGUGUGCACAAGUGAAAGAAUAAUCCAAACUGUGUGAGGAUAAAUGCUGAAGCAAUCUAGUAUAAAGGAUGAUAUAUGAUCAAGGAGGCCCAGAACAAUAACCCUGAGAACAUAUUGUAUGAGAAGUGGCAUAGCACAGGCCUACAUUCCACACUUCACUUGACCAUGUGGAAUAAUAGGUAUAAACUCAGCCUCAGGCAUGAUAUGGAAAUUUACAGCUGAACCAUUUUUACAGCCCAUAACUGAAACACCACAUUGCAUAUUUGGGCCAUACUGGUUCAGACUCAUUGUAUGUAUUCACCUACAUUUUAGCCAACUCAUACAGUGUGUACCUGAGUAAAAUUUGGCAAUUGUGUAUAGUAUGUCAGUAACCUGCCUCGUAUCUCAGAGGUUACGAUAUGAAACCAGGGAGCUGUUUCCUGUUUGUUGCCUUUAUAGAUCUUCUAUCCAAGGUCAGAUGCCUGACUUAUUGAUUUAUAUAUAUCUAGAACGUCUUGCUGUUGUCCUCCCACUGAGGUACAGAGUCAGCAUUUAAUGAAAAAAAUUAAUGGUUUGGACAGACUGUCCAACAAAAAAAUCACAAAUUUUACACACACACACACACACACACAGCACACACAUGCAUUUAUCAGAACUCAGAGCAUAGCCACUGAAAUAAUAUUCUUCUUGUACAGUGCUUUUACAAGAUAAUUAUAUAAAAAUAGACAAACGUGCCACUUUAAUAGGAACACCUGCAUAUUCAGAGGCUCACAAUGCAUAAAAUCAAGAACAGGAAUCUAGGGCUACAUUGGGCACAGGCAUACUGUAUCUGGACUGUAAAAAAUUUUUAAACAGAUCAGUUUUUGUGAACCGGUGCCCACUGUAGCUUCAGAUGUGGUAUUCUGCAUUAUGAUGUAGCUCAUCUGCCUUAAGAUUUGGCAUAAUGUGUCCUGAGAUGCUUUUCUGUGCACCACUUUUAUAAAAAAGUGACUACUGAGUACUGAGUUGCUGUCAGGUGUUUUGAGGUGAACAUUAACUGAAGCUCUUCACGUGUAUAUGCAUGAUUUUAUGCAUUGUGUUCUGACACAUGAUAGACUCCUAAUUUUAUAGAGAGGUACAUGUGUUCCUAUUAAAGUGGCCAUCCAUUCAUGUAUUCAGUGUGCUUUGGCUACGAGGUCCUGGUUACAGUGACCUCAUAGUCCAGUAACUGUAGUGGUCCAGUAACUGUAGUGAAUUCACACAUGCACCGAGUUUUACUUCCUCAGUGACACUCCCAAUGCCUUACUUUCUCUCGUGCUCUUUUCUACUCUUCCUCAUAGUAGGAGUUCAGGGUUAAGUAUGUCAUGUAGUACAUAUAGCUGUAGGUAUAAACCAUGGUCAUUUGGUGUGGUGACCAGUGAAUGAUUUAUGAUUUAUUAGUUACUAUAAUUUGUAUUCACAAUGAACUGUCAACUUAGUCUGUAUAUACAACUGUGGACAAAUCAUUGUACCUCUAUUUUGCAGCAAAAAGAAAUAUAUAUUUUUGUGAAGUCUACUAAACUAUUCAUUUCUUAACAUACACUUCUGACAUUUUUUACUUAUAGAAAUAAAGCAA